AUGCUGCAGACGCGCCAUCCGGACUCGACUUUUGAUCUCAAAGUCUCCAGUCGUCGUCGUUCUUCCAUGCCACCGCAUUCACUUUGGUCACCACCAUCAUCAUCAUCAUCUUUCACUGGUCUCUCACGCAAAAGAAAACGCGAAGAAGACUCGUUUCCAGUUUCGCAGCCCUCGUCGCUGCGAAAACUGGCGAUGAGCCAUAUGAUCGGAUCGUCGGCCACUGCACCAUCAUCACCCUCGAUCCGCGCCAACGGACAGCGACCCAUUCCAGGCGCUCAUCAGUUUCACGAUGGCUUGCUGCCGCCAGCUGCUGCGUCGUGGUCCAGCGCACUAAAGGACCUCAACGACUUUGAGCUCUCGUCGUCACACCCAACACGCCCUGGCUUCCAGCAGCACUAUGACUCCCCCUACUCACGCAGCAUCCCGUCCACUGCCCCCGGUUCUCCUCGAAUUCCACCCCUUCGACAGAACUCCGGCAGUCACACACCAAGAGUCCGGCCACAUGCCACCACGCUGAAUAUCCCGGGCAUGACCAGGUCCAAGGCGUCCCCCGAUGGCAGAAUUCCCGACCGUGAUGUCGCUGCGAAGCUCGUCAUCAUCAUGGUCGGUCUGCCUGCUCGAGGCAAGUCGUACAUCACCAAGAAGAUCCAGCGCUACCUGUCGUGGCAACAACACAAUACCAAGAUUUUCAAUGUUGGAAAUCGUAGGCGCCUUGCGGCAGGGGUGGCCAACUCCGAUAGUGGAUCCCCGACCUCGGCCACUAACAGAGGAGUCGAUGUGCCCACCCAGGCUGCUACCAUCCUUCUGAAUGGCACGAAAGGUCCUGACAUUAUGGUAGAGGUUGAGCCGACCAAGCUGGAUCUCAAUGGGGAGCCCAAGUCGGCUCGCACCAAGAUUGACCAGUCGGCCAAGUUUUUCGAUCCAAAUAACGAGAUUGCAGCCAAGCUGCGUGAACAAGUCGCUCUCGACACCUUGGAUGAGCUCUUGGCCUACCUUCUCCACGGAGGCGGUGCUGUCGGCAUUCUCGAUGCCACAAACAGCACGAUCAAGCGGCGGAAGCUCUUGGUCGACCAUAUCAAAGCUCGGGAGCCAAAGCUCGGCAUUCUCUUCAUCGAAAGCAUCUGUCACGACCAAAAUCUCCUCGAGGCCAACAUGCGCCUGAAGCUUUCCGGGCCAGACUACAAGGACAAGGAUCCUGUCAAGUCUUUGGCCGAUUUCAAGGAAAGAGUCAAAGCCUACGAAAGUGCUUACGAGCCGCUGGGCAAGUGGGAGGAAGACAUGCAUCUUCAGUACAUCCAGAUGAUUGAUGUUGGGAGAAAACUCGUGCACCACCGACUCAAGGGAUUCCUUAGCGGCGGGAUCGCUUCUUACUUGACGACGUUUAACCUUUCUCCCAGACAAAUCUGGAUCACCCGCCACGGCCAGAGUCAGGAUAACCAACUGCAAAAGCUGGGCGGCAAUUCUGAACUGACCGAGAGGGGUCACUGCUAUGGCCUUGCACUCUAUAACUUCAUGACGUACAAGCGCAAAGAGUGGCUGAUUGAACAGAAGAACAAGAUCGCACAGUCGACCUUCCCACCGCUGCCAGGCGACAACACGCCACCAUAUCCCGAGCUCAACCAAGAGCUCGAGGACAAGAACUUUUGCGUCUGGACUUCGAUGCUGCAACGAAGCGUGCAGACGGCCGAGUACUUCGACGCAGACGAAGAUUACGAUGUGAAGGCUUGGGAGAUGCUCAACGAGCUCAACGCUGGCUCCUUUGAGGGGAUGACUUACGAAGAGAUUGCGCAAAGAUACCCCGAGGAGUACCGGAAACGGUCUCAGGACAAGCUCCAGUACAUCUAUCCUGGAGUGGGAGGCGAGGGUUAUCUCCAGGUUAUCAGCCGUCUCCGGGAUAUGGUUCGGGAGAUUGAGCGCAUUACCGAUCACCUGCUCAUCAUCGGACACCGAUCAGUUUGCAGGGUGCUGAUGGCGUACUUUAUGGAUCUCACUAGGGACGAUAUUGCCGACCUCGAUGUUCCGCUGGGGAUUCUUUACGCUAUUGAACCCAAGCCGUACGGCAUCGAGUUCCACGCCUACAAGUAUAACGAGGAGCAGGGCUGGUUCGAUGAGCUUCCCAACUACAAGCCUCGGAAGACGGUGGACAGGAACUCGUGAUGGAGAUUUUGACAUCCCAUCAUGUGUAACAUUAGGCGGCCAACACAGCUGGUUACGUUUGCCGCGCUUUGAUUUUUUUCGCUUUUCGGUUUUCGGCGUCUCGGGUUUCGGGGCGAUACCGUGGUGGCAACAACCACAACUCACUUGAUUUUUGACAUUUAUCAAGGAGGCUACACAAAGGCGUUCAUGGGACGGGGGCAAUGACUUAACGGACUAGGUACAGAUGGGACGAACACGUACACAACGUAAGCACAUGAGACAUCACCGGCACACUAUCAUCAUGGGUUGCUUUCAUCAUGGCGCUCGACCAAGCAACGGCUCCUUUUUUUUU
This is a messenger RNA of Podospora pseudocomata, 2488 nucleotides long. It is a transcript of the gene PFK26, whose product is annotated as 6-phosphofructo-2-kinase. NCBI's taxonomy places the organism in Eukaryota, Fungi, Ascomycota, Sordariomycetes, Sordariales, Podosporaceae. Gene Ontology annotation, molecular function: ATP binding; 6-phosphofructo-2-kinase activity. The transcript has 4 exons. Gene Ontology annotation, cellular component: cytosol. Bases 1 to 2157 code for a protein of 718 amino acids. The record is from RefSeq and is a predicted model, not a curated record. Gene Ontology annotation, biological process: fructose 2,6-bisphosphate metabolic process; fructose metabolic process.